UGUUGGGCACAGCAGGGCCUGGAUGGAGCCCUGUCUUCUGCAACUGGUCCAGAGGCUGCUCCUGCUGGGGGCAGCUGCCCUGACUGUGUCUGCUUUGGAAACAGCCGACCUGGUGGACCUCUGCGGGCAGAUGUGGCAGGGGGACGGGCUGCUGCUGCGCUCGCACUCCGCGUCGCGCAGGUUCUACUUCGUGGACCCGGACACCGACUGCGAGCUCUGGGUGCGGGCGGCAGCCCCCAGCGACAGGAUCCGCUUCCAGUUCCGCUUCUUCCUGGUCUACACCCUGACCUCGGAGUCUCCAGCAUCUUCAGCGCCCAACGCCUCCUCCCCGGCGUCUACGGACGCGUGCGCUCCCGGCUCCUACCUGCAGUUCUACGAGGGUCCGCCGGGGGCGCCCCGGCCACUGGGGGCCCCACUCUGCGGCCUGACCAUCCCUGUGCCGGUGAUGUCCUUCGGGGAAUUCCUGGGCCUGCGCCUGGUCACCAGAGGUCGCCAGCCUCGCGUGGACUUCGUGGGCGAAGUCACCUCUUUCCGGUUGGGAUCCUGUGAUGGCUAUUUCCGCUGUCGGAACAGCAGGUGCAUUCCCCCGAGCCUGGUAUGCGAUCUCUGGGGCAUGGACAACUGUGGUGAUGGCAGUGACCAGGCUUCCUGGCCACCAGCCAACUGCAGAGGUCCUUCUCUGGUGCCCAGCCAGGUGGGGAGUACGGAGGACGAUACCUCCAAGCCCCUGACUGUUUCCUCAGCUCUUGAGUCAGCAGGCCCUCUCCAGAUUGUCUCUGAGAGCAGUUCCCCUGCUGGCCAGGGCCCUAUAGGACAGGAUGCAGCUCUGGAAGGUAAUGGCUUUUGGUUACCACCUGCUCUCCUCCCAUCGAGAUCAUACUUGUCCCUCUUUAGGUAAUGGGGAUGGGGGCGGCAGGCCCAGGCUGAGGCCUGAGCGGACUCUCCCUUUCCUUCUGCAGGUCCCCCCUGGCUACAGAGGG
This is a messenger RNA of Pteropus alecto (black flying fox), 980 nucleotides long. It is a transcript of the gene LDLRAD2, whose product is annotated as low density lipoprotein receptor class A domain containing 2. Bases 23 to 898 code for a protein of 291 amino acids. The transcript has 4 exons. The record is from RefSeq and is a predicted model, not a curated record. Gene Ontology annotation, molecular function: protein binding. Lineage: Eukaryota; Metazoa; Chordata; Mammalia; Chiroptera; Pteropodidae.